Messenger RNA from Heteronotia binoei (common prickly gecko), 4543 nucleotides. It is a transcript of the gene GALNT2, whose product is annotated as polypeptide N-acetylgalactosaminyltransferase 2. The record is from RefSeq and is a predicted model, not a curated record. NCBI's taxonomy places the organism in Eukaryota, Metazoa, Chordata, Lepidosauria, Squamata, Gekkonidae. Bases 111 to 1808 code for a protein of 565 amino acids. Gene Ontology annotation, cellular component: Golgi apparatus. The transcript has 16 exons.
CCCCUGACCCUGCGCGGCGGCAGCGGCAGUGGCGGCGCCUGCUGCCCGUUUCCUGCUGGCCUGGCGGCGGCUUGGUGCUGCUGCUGCUGCAGCACUGGGCGGGCGGGAGAAUGCGGCGCAGGUCUCGGAUGCUGUUCUGCUUCGCCUUCCUCUGGGUGCUGGGCAUCGCCUACUACAUGUACUCGGGGGGAAGCGCCGUGCUCGCCGGAGGCGGCAGGAAGGAGGACCUAAAUAACAUUGCAUUAAAUAAGAAAGAUCAGCGCAAUAACAAUGGGGAUGAAAAGUCACAAGGCAUGGAAACCCUUCCACCAGGAAAAGUUAGGUGGCAAGACUUCAACCAGGAAGCUUAUAUUGGGGUUACUAUGGUCAGAGCUGGACAAGACCCAUAUGCUCGUAAUAAGUUUAAUCAAGUGGAGAGCGAUAAAUUGCAAAUGGACAGAAAUGUUCCAGACACAAGACAUGAUCAGUGUCAGAGAAAACAGUGGCGGAUAGAUUUGCCAGCUACUAGCGUGGUAAUCACUUUUCACAAUGAGGCAAGAUCAGCUUUGCUUCGUACAGUUGUCAGUGUUCUCAAAAAAAGUCCAUCACAUCUUAUCAAGGAGAUCAUAUUGGUAGAUGACUACAGUAAUGACCCUGAGGAUGGUGCUCUUCUGGGUAAAAUUGAGAAAGUGCGGGUCCUACGAAAUGACCGGCGGGAAGGCUUGAUGCGUUCUCGUGUUCGAGGGGCAGAUGCAGCACAGGCCAAAGUACUGACAUUUUUGGAUAGUCAUUGCGAAUGCAAUGAGCACUGGCUGGAACCUCUUCUGGAGAGAGUAGCUGAGGACAAGACCAGAGUUGUUUCUCCUAUAAUUGAUGUAAUUAAUAUGGACAACUUCCAGUACGUGGGGGCAUCAGCUGAUUUAAAAGGCGGCUUUGAUUGGAAUUUGGUAUUCAAAUGGGAUUACAUGACACCAGAGCAAAGAAGAGCACGCCAAGGAAACCCAGUUGCUCCCAUAAAAACACCAAUGAUCGCUGGUGGACUCUUUGUGAUGGACAAACUUUAUUUUGAAGAGCUAGGAAAGUAUGAUAUGAUGAUGGAUGUGUGGGGUGGAGAAAAUCUAGAGAUUUCAUUCCGUGUGUGGCAGUGUGGUGGGAGCCUUGAAAUAAUCCCAUGCAGCAGGGUCGGCCACGUGUUCCGCAAGCAGCAUCCUUAUACCUUCCCUGGAGGAAGUGGUACUGUUUUUGCAAGAAAUACACGUCGAGCAGCAGAAGUCUGGAUGGAUGAAUACAAAAAUUUCUAUUACGCAGCAGUGCCUUCAGCCAGAAAUGUACCUUAUGGCAAUAUUCAAAGCCGAUUGGAACUGAGAAAGAGACUUAACUGCAAACCAUUCAAGUGGUAUCUUGAGAAUGUGUACCCAGAAUUAAGGGUACCUGAUCACCAAGAUAUUGCUUUUGGGGCCUUACAGCAAGGAACCAAUUGCCUAGACACUUUAGGCCAUUUUGCAGAUGGCGUGGUUGGCGUUUAUGAAUGUCAUAAUGCUGGGGGGAACCAGGAAUGGGCCUUAACAAAGGACAAGUCAGUGAAGCAUAUGGAUUUGUGCCUUACUGUUGUAGAUCGAGCUCCUGGCUCACUCAUAAAGCUUCAAGGCUGCAGGGAAAAUGACAGUAGACAGAAAUGGGAACAAAUUGAAAGCAACGCCAAGCUGAGGCAUCUGGGUAGUAACCUGUGUUUAGACAGCCGGAAUGCAAAAAAUGGUGGCCUGACUGUUGAAGUCUGCAAUCCUUCGCUGUCACAGCAGUGGAAGUUCACACUUAAUCUACAGCAGUAGAAGGGUUUGCACACAAGUACUGUCUCACAUCCUAAACCUUGGGCAACAUUUUGCUGAUUGCGUUACUGAUACUUUAUAUACCUCAGUAUUCCAUCUUUUUGAAAGCAGCUGGCAGCAACUAAAGUGAACAAAAGGGAAGCAAGUGAACUGGGGACCCUGCCAUUGUUUGACCGAAUAUAGCUGCGGCACGACGCACUCCCUUCUACCAUAAAGGCUUACCAGUUCCUUUCCAGCUUCAAGCUAGCACCUACACAGCAGAUGAUUAACACCCCUAGAAACAGGUGUACAGGACAAAACUGCUUUCAACACACAGGGGGUGGGGAGGGAGGGAAUAGUUGCAGGGGGAGGGGAAGUAAAUUGCUUGGAGAGGAUAAUUGGUAAUCUCCAUAUACAUAGAAUUCAGUGUUUGUGGUUUCCAGAAAUCAAAGCAUCAUUUUUGAAGGUUUUGCCAUGUGUCCUUGAUAUAUUUGACCAUGAACUUUUCUAUGACAGGACUCUGAAUAGAAACAUGUAUGUAUAUAUAUACACACACACACAUAUAUAUUAUCAAAAUCUGCAGCUUUCUAUCAGUUUUGGUCAUCUUGUAAUUUAUCAAGAAAGCAAUUGACACUUCACUAGUAAGUGGACUGGAUUGUUAUAGACAAACAAACGUUUGCAAAGGUGCAGGUUUAUGCUGCUGAGUCAUGUUCAUGCAAACACUGGAUGUUUCUGCUUUGCAAAGUGUGCCUCCUUCUUUGCAGUUCCUCCUCCUGACAGACUUUGGAACCCUGCAGAGGAGGGCAGCAAAAUGGCAGAAAGGAGCUCAUAUGCUUCAUCUCCACCAGCAUUCUCACCUCCAGUUUGGGAAUUCAUGCCCUGUUCUCUAGCUAUCUGUAAGCUUGGUAUUUGUGUUGAUCAAUUCUAGGCUAUUUUAUCCUUUAAAUACUACUUUUAAAAAAUAAAAUAAUGCAGCUAUGAGGGUUAGUAUGUCCUGGGUAGUGUUCAUCUCACUAUGGUUUUCUUUUAAAAAGUUGUCAAAGUCAUGGAACUGACAGAUAGCACAAGACCACUGUAGCCUUUGCGUGGAAGCGCAAACAGCUACUUAGUAUCAGCACUGCAGCUGUUACGCUCCUGGGAUAUCAUGAUUUGGGUUUUCACUUUAGGUCUGUCUUUUUAACUAGGUCUUUAAAACUAGGCUUUAGAAAAAUAGUCUGAGAGGUAGUAGCUCAUCGCAAACAGUAGUUUCAAUCUAACUGGUAUUUUCAUGUAAAAAUAGGACUUGAUGGGAUCUUUGACUUGUUUUUUCUGGACUUCAUAGACUUCUUAAAAAUAAAAUCAGGUGUCUGUAAGAUACUGUUGAAAAGGAAGUAGCAUUCAUAAGCAGCCAUCUAGGGAUUAUCAAAGAUAUGGAUAAACUAUUACUAAAUCAUGUCUUGAUGGGUUUUUGUUGCAUAGAUGAGAGUAUUUUUAUGAACUGUAUUUUCCCUUAUAGCUGCAGUAUUUGCCACACGUGGGCAUCUUUCCAUGUAUACAGGGCUUUAUCUUUGCAGUACACUGAAAUCAAAUAGACCAAUGAACAUUUGGAUUUAUGUGGGCUACUUGUGACCCCUGCAGGAAAUGUUUUGAAAUGAGGUAUGAAUGCUACAGGGUUUGAGCUUAUAAUUCUUUUUUCCUUGAGUAUGUGAUGAGGCAAGGGAAGAUCCUCCUCUAUCCUAAUGUUCUUUCUCCCUAGUAAAAAGUAUGAGAUGUGUUCUGUUUAAUACAUAUUUGAAACAAAAAGAGAGAGAGAAAGAAAUCUUAAAAUAACUAUGGUGGUGUUGGUGGGGGGAGGGGAAGAACAGGAAGAUUGGAUCGGGGAUGCUUAGUUACUGGUGGUGUUUACUUGUGUGGUCCCCUCUGCAACAGAAGGCUUGAGAUGAGGAGUCAUCGGAGGUGGUAUUAUAGUAUUAUAUAUCAUUGAUGUCUUGAAAUUGAGAAACUAAUUGAAAAUAAUCCAGUGCUUCUGCAGAGGGAAUUAAUACAUCCUAAGAUUUUAUCAUAUUCUGCUAUGAAUCAAAAACUAGUUGGCGAACUACCCAAUCUUUGCUAAAUUAAGUAUUAGAAUCUUGUUUGCUGGCAAGAUUUUUCUAAAGAAGUUUUUGUCAGUUCUGCAUUGUGAAAUGGGGGAUAUAAUUCUCAAAAUCUGUAAGUGCUAUGUGGAAGGGAUCUCUGCUGCAAGCAAGCUGUGGGUCAUGGUAUUGUAUGGUCCCUGGUUCAGAACAGAAAUGUUGUAAUGUCUUGUUAACCAUGUUUACAUGACACAGUGUGCCAAAGUGAUUUACUGUGACUCCAUCCUUUUAAUGGUCCAUGGAUUUGGGGGUGCAGUGCUCCAAGUACUGCUGCUGUGAAAAUAUUUUUUGUCAACAGGCCAGGCAAGGGAACCCUGUAAAGAAAUGAAAUGUCAGUGGUGGCUUCUGACCCCAAGUCUAAGAAAUAGCCAAACCCCCCUCCCUUGCCAUCUUUUUAAAAAUAAAUUACUAGAAUCCCUUAAAACAAACUGCAAUGUUAUCUCUGUUCUAACUUUUAUUAGCGUCUUCAAAGCAAAAAUGAUGGUGGUACAUGUGAGUUGAUUUUGCAAAUUAAAUAUAGUUUGUCAUUUCAGUUGGUUUUUAAAAUCUGCUGUACAGAGCUUGUACUUUGUUCAUUUUAUAGAUGGAAACCAUCCUUGAAAAAUAAAAAUGUUUGUUUAACUUAAAAUAAAUACUUUAUAGAUAAAA